Molecule: messenger RNA, 1781 nt
Organism: Chionomys nivalis (European snow vole)
Lineage: Eukaryota; Metazoa; Chordata; Mammalia; Rodentia; Cricetidae
Gene: Gemin8
Product: gem nuclear organelle associated protein 8
Exons: 4
Coding region: 134-850 (238 amino acids)
Biological process (GO): spliceosomal snRNP assembly
Cellular component (GO): SMN complex
Source: RefSeq, a predicted model, not a curated record
GUAUCUCCUCCCCUCCCCCUCCUCCCUACCCCCGCUCCACCGAAAAUUGGGCCCGUGGUUGCCCACCGCCUGACAUCUGCAAGCUGCAUGCCCACGAGUGCCCGCUUGGAAUUUGCAAUCAGCGAUAGCAGCAAUGACUUCAAAAUGGAGAACUAGUGAACCUUGGUAUUCUCACCCAGUGUAUGCAAGAUAUUGGCGACAUUAUCAUCAUGCAAUGGUUUGGAUGCGAACCCACCAGAAUGUCUACAGGAAGUCCAGGAAUUCCUGUCUCACUUCCCCAUGGUUCUACCCUCAAGGAGUUCUUCCCUGGAACCCUGUUGCUUAUGAGGCUGGGCAUCCUUGGAACUAUCAAGGCCAACACAUGGUCUGGCAGGAGCCUCCCUACAGUGUUUCCCAUCUCCAAAGCUCUGGGCAGCCUCUGUAUGAUAGCAGUAGAUUCCAGGCAACCACAAGAGAAGAUGAAGCCCCAUAUGAAGAGGAAGAGAUGGAGUCGGAUUCAGAUAAUGAAAUAGAAUGCGACCUGAGCAAUAUGGAAAUCACCGAGGAGCUCCGCCAGUACUUUGCAGAGACUGAGAGGCACAGAGAAGAGCGGCGGCGACAGCAGCAGCUAGAAGCGGAGCGCCUGGACGACUAUGUAAAUGCCGACCAUGGGCUGUACUACAACCACCACCGGUCCACAGAGCCUCCCUCGGAGAAGCCUGGGGAGCGGCGUCAAGCCGAGAUGAAGCGUUUGUAUGGGGACAGUGCUCCCAAGAUCCUGGCCAUGGAGGCUGCUGUGCAGAUGAGCUUUGACAAGUAUUGUGACAAAAAGCAGCCAAAAUAUUGGCCUGUCAUUCCCCUGAAGUUCUGAGUCGUGGGCACAGUGACCUUGGGGAAAGCCUCCUGAACACAAUUCCUCGCCUUUCCCUCCUCUGGAUGUGUUCUCUUCAUUUCUCAUGGACAUUUUUCAGAGAAAGAGGCCUAUAUACCAAUACAGUGGAUACGAUCUGUCAGCCACUUAGAAUUCUGUCAGCAGGAGGUACACUGUUGCCGACACAAGAAAUGUCCCCUAAUCAUAUAUAUUAUACUUAUUAUACUGGCUCUUGAUUAACUCCCUAAUAGAGUUCAGUUCAUGGACAUUUUUGCCUAGAGAUACAAUGGUUUGCAUUUGUAAUUUCCUUCUUUAAGCCUUCCUGGAUGUCACAAAAGCCUUAAGCCACAUGUCAUUCUUUUUUUUUUUUUUUUUGAGACCAGUUCUCAUAUAACCCGUUAGCCUCAAACUCUUAAAUCCUCCUCCUUCCACUUCCCAACUGCUAGCUUACAGAUGUGCACCCCAUUCUAGGCUCUAAUCCACAUGUUCUCACUGACUGUAACCCUUUGGAUCCCUCUGAAAAUGAUACAAGAGUACAGUAAGGAAAAUGGCACUUGCUAUUCAGCGAGGUGUCAGCCUACGUGCUCUCUAAAAGGCCCGAGAGCAAUGCUCUGGGCUUGGCAGGCCAUGUGCUCUGUCUCCUAACUGCCUAACCCCGACUUUACAGCGUCAAAACAGCCAUGGAUACUGAGUAAACAAAUGAACUUGACUGUGUUCCAAUAAAACUUAAUUUGUAAAAUACAGGCCAUGGACUGGAUCUGAUCUGCAACUGCUGCUGUAACAAAGUGAAAAUCACCCAUCUGACAUUCUUAUUUUGCUUUCUGUCCAGACCUUGGAUGUCAAACAAUUGAUAGCAAGGAACAGGAAUUCCCCAAUCUGGUCACUUUUGCAGCCUCUUGUUGUCAGAAUGCACAGUUGAGCUCUUACUGCA